Capsaspora owczarzaki ATCC 30864 is the source of this 2083-nucleotide messenger RNA. RefSeq lists its product as hypothetical. The record is from RefSeq and is a predicted model, not a curated record. Gene Ontology annotation, molecular function: protein kinase activity; ATP binding. Bases 40 to 1926 code for a protein of 628 amino acids. Gene Ontology annotation, biological process: protein phosphorylation. The transcript has 3 exons. Lineage: Eukaryota; Filasterea; Ministeriida; Capsasporidae.
CAACAGUGAGCGCUUGCUUUGCGGCUCAGUUUUGUUGCCAUGUCCGACAUUCCCGGCUUUGUGACGACAGACCGCGAUCAGGCCUUGCAGCUAUUGAGAGCAUACAUCCAGUAUGACGGCGCCUUCCUUGUUCGACUCAGCGAGAGCGCUGCCGGAUUCUACUCGAUCGGUGUCACCUCAAAGGGCGCAAUCAAGCACUUUAAGGUUCAGCUUGACGAACAGCGGCAAGUGUACAUUGCCAAGAAAAAGUUUGCGUCCGUGCGCGAGCUUGUGCUCCACUACAUGCAGAGUCCGAUUCGCUCAAACCAGUUCGACGACCCCAUCAUGCUGAAAAUCCCAAUAUUCAAUCCGGACGUGUCCGUCCAGCCUCACUUGGCCUUCCCGGAGCCCGUUCCGUCGGCGGUUCCACAUCAUCGCAGCAGCCCAUAUCCGCUGCCAGAGGUGCCACCCCCAGUUCCCAGCAGAAACGUGCGAGGAUCAGUGAUCGCCGAGAGACCAGCCAUGGCCCCCGAGCGACAUUUCGUGGCCGAACGACCAGAGCCUAUUCCAAGACCGGUUGUUUCCGACCGACCAGAGCCAAUUCAAAGACCGGUUGUUGCCGAACGACGUGAACCGGUUCAAAGACCCGGGGUUGUUGCCGAACGACCACCAGAGCCAGUCCAACGACCAGUUGUUGUCGAGCAGCCAGUUGCAGCACCGCGGCCUGCGGUGGCACCACGACCUGCGGCAUCGCGGCGACCAAUAGUGGCAGAGCAGCAGCCGAGGCAGCAAUCUCCAUUGUUAGCAGUCCCCGAACGACCCGCGCCAACGUCCGGCUCCAGGAGUCCCCUUCCAAACAUUCCUCGAGUCAGCAUGCAAGUCCUGGCCCAGGUAACGAGCAAUUUUGCAGACACCAAGAAAAUCGGGGGAGGCGGCUUUGGCAGCGUCUACUCUGGUGUCUGGUGUGGUCAACACGUUGCCGUCAAACGGUUGGCUGCAGAAUCGGCGCAGGGCGUCGCUCAGUUCGAGGCCGAGCUCGAGGCUCUAUCUCGCUUCCGUCACCCAAAUAUCGUCACCGUCAUGUGCUACACAGUGGAAGGCAACGAGCGCUGCCUGGGCCUCGAGCUCAUGGUCAAUGGCUCGGUUCGCGACCGCCUCGACCGCAAAAACAACAGCCCCCCGCUGAGUUGGCGCCAUCGGCAAAAGAUUGCAACGGAAACUGCGAGCGCGAUGCACUUUGUCCAGACUGCGGUUGAGGGUCAGCCUCUUUUCCACCUGGACCUCAAAACGGCCAACAUUCUGCUGGACGAAAACUUUAAAGCCAAGGUCGCUGACUUUGGCCUGACGCGCCAGGCACCGACUCCGAUCGAUGCGCAUAGCUACAUCCGCGCAGACUCUGUUCAAGGAACCCUCCAGUACAUUUGCCCCCAGUAUCGCGACGAAGGCAAGGUGUCCAUCAAGACGGACGUGUACUCUUUCGGAAUGAUUCUGCUUGAGCUGCUGACUGCGGCAAAACCCUGUCUCGACCUGAUUGGCUCGUUCAAUCGGGAGCUUCGCAAAAAGCACAAACCCGACGCGUUGCUUGAUACCGCGAUUGAUUGGAGUGUUGCGGACAAGCAAGCGGCGCUUGUCGUGGCCGAGCUGGCGGCGGAUUGUCUCGAACUGGCUCGCGUAGAUCGGCCCACGUUUUUGGAAGCCGUGCAGCGAUUGUGUGGCGAGCAGGUUGCUCAAGACGCGCACGGCGACAAUCAUGCUCCCGAACGGGAUCGCGAGUGCUUGAUUUGUGCGGAUGCUCCCACCACGGCCAAGCUCCUCCCAUGCCGGCACGCUUGCGUCUGUGUAGAGUGUGCGCAGAUGCUCUUAUCGAACGGGCCCGUCUGUCCCGUUUGCCGGGGCGCGAUUGCAAGCUUUGAUCAAGGUGAAUUUGAUCAAACUUUUGUCCGGUGAAACAAACGACUUGCGUGAGAUUGUCGCGUUGCUCUUUUUUUUUCCUUUUGCUUGCCAGUGUUUAGUUUGUCGUUCGCUGUUGUGGACCAACAAGCGAGUGCUCGAUGAUGAUGAUGAUGAUGAUGAUGAUGAUGAAUUGGAUUGGUUUUUGUAUGGC